GAUGCUGACGUGCCCUGCUGAGCUCUGGUAGCUGAGCUGGUGGCAGUCAUGUGUUAAGUUUUCCUGGAUGGCACAUCGCCUGUUGAUUAACAAGUAGCCCGGGUCCAACAGAGUGGCGCUGGCUUUCGCUCUUUGGAGCUUUCAUGAAGUGCUCCGGGUACAGACUGACUUUCUUUGCUCAGAGAGCCAGAUCCUCAGCUGGGCUUCCUCCACCGCAGCUGUUGGACCCUGGCCGGGAGAGCUUUGGGAAGAUGGAGAACCGGAGGGGAGAGCUCCUGGAUGCCCUCUGGGAGGAAGAGGAAGAGGAUGGGGUGGCUGCCAGUGCCUCCUCCAGCCUCCGCCUGAGCGAAGCAGGGGACGUGCAGGUGGAGAUGCUGGAAAAGGCCAGGGAGCUCUUUCAGUUGUGUGACAAGGAGGAGAAGGGCUUCAUCACCAAGCUGGACAUGCAGCGGCUGCAGAGCGAACUGCCCCUGACCCCAGAACAGCUGGAGGCUGUCUUUGAAAGCCUGGAGCAGGACAAUAAUGGGUAUCUGACACCUGUCGAGUUCAGCAUGGGACUAGGGAAGUUCAUAGGGAUUGAGCUGUACCAAGGGUCUGGGAGCACAGAUCACUUCAGACAUGAGGAGACCUUUGAGUCAGGCUGGUCAGAUGAUUUGGACCAGACAGACGACGAAGAGGAGAAGCGAUUUUAUUCAAUGAUGGAGCAGCUCGGAGUAGCCCAGGUCUUUGAAGAUCAGAGUGAGGUUCGGGAGCUCUGGACUCGUCUUCGGAAAGAACGUCCAGAUCUCUUGGCCAACUUUGAGGAGUUCCUGUUCCAUGUUUCAGCGUAUAUCAGGGAGGUGCAUUAUGAGAAGGAAUCCAUGGAGCAGGCACUAAAGAGGAAGGAGACAGACCAUGACAGAGAAGUCAGGUGUCUUUAUGAAGAAAUGGAGCAACAGAUCAAAGCGGAAAAGGAACGACUGCUCUGCCAGGAAUCACUGAGGCACGACAGGAGCAACCUGCUGCAGAAGGAGCUGCGCAGCAAGGAGCAGGAGCUUGAGAAAAUCCUCUACCGGCAGAAAAAGCUGGAACAUCAAAUACAGUCUCUGAACUCUGAGCAGCUGGAGACCCGGGUGCAGAACGAGCGGCUCCAGCUUCUGAAUGAAAACCUCCUGGAGCAGCUGGAGAGAAGCAAGUGGGAGCUGGAGGUGGCUAAGGGGCAUCUGGAGCGUCUCCAGAAGGAGGCUCAGUGUGAACAGGAACAGAAAGACAGGGAUGUGUUCAGAGUCUCUAAGAACAUGCAGAAAGAAAAACAAAGCCUUCUUCGACAGCUGGAGCUCCUCAGACAGCUGGUUCCUGGGGAUCUUCCUCUCACUUUCCUGGAGGACAUGACUGUGGAAGAGCCUAACCAGAAGAGCUGUAAAUACUUCCUGGCCACCACAACGGCACUGAAGAAGGGGAAAGCAAGCAGAGUGAGCUUUGGAGAGGGCCGCACCUCAAGCUGCAAGCAAGAGCAGCAGCAAAUGGCAGGGGCUGGCGGGCACCCAAAGAUGGCUUCGAAAGGUGAUGUCAACUGGAGGCAAACAGCAGAUGAAUUGGACGAUGAUGCCCCAUUGUCCCCCAGAGAGCAGCCCAUUGGCACGGAAACCAUGGCACCUGAACCAGCCAGCUCUUCCCCAGAACAUCUCUUCAAAGUGGUGUUUGUGGGCAACUCUGGCGUUGGCAAGAGCUCCUUCAUCCAUCGCUUUUGUUAUGACAGGUUAUUGGCUGAGAUCAAUGCAACCAUUGGUAUUGAUUACCAGGUGAAGAGUUUAAUGGUGGAUAACACACAGGUGGCCUUGCAGCUGUGGGACACAGCGGGCCAGGAGAGGUUUCGGAGCAUCACCAAGCAGUAUUUCCGGAAGGUGGAUGGUAUCUUUGUGAUGUAUGACAUCACUGAUGAGUGCUCCUUCAUGGCUGUGCGGAACUGGAUGAGUAGCAUCCAGGAAGGGAUUGAGGAUGGGGCCAUGAUCUUUCUGCUUGGAAACAAAAUGGAUGCAGCAGAGAGAGAGACUCUGCACGUGCCCAAGACGGAGGGGGAAAGGCUGGCAAAGGAAUACAAGGCUGUCUUCUAUGAGUGCAGCGCUAUGACUGGCUAUAACAUCCAGGAGCCCAUGCUGCAUAUGGCAAGGCUGCUGACAACUCAAGAGGAUAAGCAGAGGGAAAGUGCCCUCCACCUGGAAGAGUACCACAAGAGGAAGGGAUGCUGCAUGUGACGGAGCAAAGAGCAUCCCUCAGGAGCAUGUGGGGGCUGCACAUGGCUGGCUGGCUAUCAGCUCCACAGGGACUCAAGGGAGGUGAACGCUUUUCUCAAGAGGGAAUAUCCAGACGUUAAAACGAAACAAACUUGUUGCAACAGAAUAAUUCUAAUCUACCCCCACCACCUCAUACAGCUGCAGCAUUCCCCCUCUCCCCUCCCCCCCCCCCCCGGGACAUACUGCUUGAGAUGUUGCAUUGGCUGCACAGAAAUUGGUUCUCCCCUUUGCUUGUUUCUUUUGUGUCUCGCCCUCCAAAGGGAAACACACACAGGUGAACGGAGGGUGCCUCUAACACUCCGUUUUAAAUAAACUAAAGCAGUGUCCAACUGUGUAAUAAAGAGAUGAUUAUUUUAAACUUGGAAAUCA
This is a messenger RNA of Malaclemys terrapin pileata, 2642 nucleotides long. RefSeq names its product calcium release activated channel regulator 2B (gene CRACR2B). NCBI's taxonomy places the organism in Eukaryota, Metazoa, Chordata, Testudines, Emydidae. Bases 144 to 2234 code for a protein of 696 amino acids. The transcript has 16 exons. The record is from RefSeq and is a predicted model, not a curated record. Gene Ontology annotation, molecular function: calcium ion binding; GTP binding; GTPase activity.